GUUGGGAGCUGGCUAGCUUUCGCUAGGUUGCUAGCAACCUGGUUUUGCAGCGCAUGUGACAGUUUCUUGCCACAGAACGUUUUGUCUUCGCAUUAACGUGGAGUUGAAUGAAUCAACAUUUCUAUAAAAUCGUGAGCUCGGUCACCAACGUCCGCAAUAUCCACGAGCAAUAAGUUGUAUUACUUUUGGGUAACUUUGGCUUGGUAGUUAAUCACUGAACAUUUUAAAACCAUGGCUGUCCAGAUAUCGGAAUCGGAUCAGAUAAAACAGUUCAAGGAAUUCCUGGGGACUUACAACAAACUGACAGAAAACUGCUUCAUGGACUGUGUGAAAGAUUUCACCACUAGAGAAGUCAAACCAGAGGAGACGGCCUGUUCGGAAAGCUGUCUCCAGAAGUACCUAAAGAUGACCCAGCGGAUCUCCAUGCGCUUUCAGGAAUACCAUAUACAGCAGAACGAGGCCCUAGCCGCCAAAGCUGGUUUACUGGGACAGCCCCGUUAGGAAUGCCUCUUGUGGCCAGAGGCAAACCUGCAGUCAGACGAUGACACUGCCCCCCAUACACACCUGCAGGCUUUACCUGAAGAGGAUGGGGACGGGGAGCACACCUACCUCAAGACCCCCAGCCAACAAUGUAUGGGCAGCCUACACGGUCAGACAUGAUACCCCACCAAGGGCAAUGACCCUUAAGACAGUUUGGCCCAAGUGGGAAAACAUCAAGCCGAAUCUUGUUGCAGGCUAAAGUUGAACUUUUGAACUUCUGUGGACCACAUUCUCUUCCUUUAGUACUUGUGAAAAUCAAUAAAAUAUGAAACUAGCAUCAUAUAAUUAAGGUA
Molecule: messenger RNA, 833 nt
Organism: Conger conger (European conger)
Lineage: Eukaryota; Metazoa; Chordata; Actinopteri; Anguilliformes; Congridae
Gene: timm9
Product: translocase of inner mitochondrial membrane 9 homolog
Exons: 4
Coding region: 232-501 (89 amino acids)
Source: RefSeq, a predicted model, not a curated record